Messenger RNA from Panicum virgatum (switchgrass), 618 nucleotides. RefSeq lists its product as uncharacterized. The coding region runs from base 1 to 618 and encodes 205 amino acids. NCBI's taxonomy places the organism in Eukaryota, Viridiplantae, Streptophyta, Magnoliopsida, Poales, Poaceae. The transcript has 5 exons. The record is from RefSeq and is a predicted model, not a curated record.
AUGGCUCCGGCAGCGCUGGCCGCCUCCGUCGCCUCCGUCUCCCCCGCGGCAGCGGCGUUCGCCCCCGGCGGCGGCGUCCGCCUGGCCAGGAUAGCCUCCCUGGCUCCUCUUCGUUCCACCAGAAGGGUGUUGCCACCAACCGACCUGCUCGGAUCGGCGAGGCAGAGGAGGCGCCUGGUGGCAUGGAGCAGCACGUCGUCGCCCUCGGAGACGAGCACGGGCGAUUCCCAAUCUCCGAAACAAGAGAAGGCGCCGUUCGGGUACACGAGGAAGGACGUGCUGCUGAUCGGCGCAGGCGUCACCGCCUUCGGCGUCGGGCUCAAGUACGGGCUGGAGCUCGUCGGCGUGGACCCCCUGCAGGCCGGCAACGUGGUGCAGCUGCUGGUGGUGCUCGGGAUGACGGUGGGGUGGAUCUCCACCUACAUGUUCCGGGUGGCCAACAAAGACAUGACCUACGCGCAGCAGCUCAGGGACUACGAGAAGCAAGUCAUGGAGAAACGGCUGGAGAGCUUGUCGGAGGCUGAGCUGCAGGCUCUGCUGGAGCAAGUGGAGGAAGAGAAGCAGCGCCUGCCGCAGAUCCCGGAAGAGCCCAACGCCAUCACCUUCAAGAAGAAAUGA